This is a messenger RNA of Chaetomium fimeti, 1234 nucleotides long. Its product is annotated as ubiquitin-conjugating enzyme/RWD-like protein. NCBI's taxonomy places the organism in Eukaryota, Fungi, Ascomycota, Sordariomycetes, Sordariales, Chaetomiaceae. The transcript has 3 exons. The coding region runs from base 366 to 833 and encodes 155 amino acids. The record is from RefSeq and is a predicted model, not a curated record.
AGGUGUUGGAGGCUGGUGGAGCCUUGCGUUUUGGAACCACGUCCGUCUUUCCACCCCGCUUACUUGGUAAACGCGGUGCUUUUCCAUGACGAGCCGGGCCAGCCCAAGCGCGUUCCUACGGCGGUUUGCCUUGUCACCAGCGUUCCGAGUGCUCAAAGCGCAAUCGGGUCACGGCCCAUUACCCAAUUGUUACCCUGUCGUUAUUCAACCGGUUUGCGCCCCGCCGAACUAGGUCGCCGCCAGAACGGCCCCAUUCAUGACUCGGACAACGACCUGAUGUUCCCCGCCCCCACUUCCUCGAGUUGUCUUUCUGCCACUCCCUCGCAUCAGUUAUUUACCUCUCGGGGUAAUUUCUACCAUUGAAAAUGACCGUGCCCUUUGCUGCGAAACGGCUGGGUAAAGAGCUCCAGAAGAUCAGCAACUCGCUGCCGCCAGGUGUCGAGCUGGUUUCGGCCGAGAACUUUGAGGAGUGGCUUCUGGACAUCAAAGUGCUGGACGACAACCCGCUCUACCAAAACCAGACAUACAGGCUGAAAUUCCGGUUCGGCCCGUCAUACCCAAUUGAGCCGCCCGAGGUCGUCUUCGUUCAGCUCCCCGACCGCCCGAUUCCGAUGCACCCCCAUGUUUACUCGAACGGCAUAAUCUGUCUUGACCUCCUCGGCCAGCAAGGAUGGAGUCCGGUGCAAAACGUUGAGAGCGUCUGCAUGAGCUUGCAGAGUAUGCUCACUGGCAAUUCCAAGAACGAGCGACCCCCGGGAGACGAGGAUUUCGUCCGCGUGAACCGCCAACGACCAAAGGACAUUCAGUUUUACUACCAUGACAACGAUGUCUGACGCACAUCUUGUGUAUAUUCUUCAAGAGCGGUAUUAAUGUCUGUCAUCUCGAUGAACCUCGAUAUUUUGACUUCAGGGAUUUGGGCGUUCGCUUUUGGCGGCUAGGAGGUUUCAAAGUCUUUGACUGCAUUAUGAAGCGAGGACUGCCUCAUUUCGUGAAUCCGACAAGGAGAUUUCGCAUUUGCGGUGGCGCACAGCAUGUCGGAGGGUUGAGGCAAACUCGUCUCGGCUAUUUUGAGGAGGAGAGACACAAGGGCAUCAGGUUACUAGUUGGAUGCCAGAACGGGACAAAAAGUUAGAUUUGAUAGCGAUACGUAUCUAACGAUCCCGAUAGCAGCUCAACGGAGCUCAAAAUGGCACGUGAAUGGCUCAAUGGGGAGAGGUCGGUGAGGUUGCACACC